CGAUUCGGUAACGAAGCGGGCCACCUGUGAAAAGUAACAUGGAUCCCUAUCGCCAGACCCUGAGCUAGAUGAAUAUCUUCAUUAUGCUUUUUGGUGCGAAGGAGUGUGGUCGCCUCUUGUUUACCUUUUUUGCGUGUUCACAAUGUCGUCAAAUAGGAAACGUGUGUUUAUAAUUAAAGAAAAGUUGAAGAAAUUAGAGGAAAUGCUACAGGACGUCUCUACAAAUUCGGAUCACAGCGAUGUUAACCAGGGUAAUAUGGUAGAGGUCGAUGUUCACAGAGAAGCAGAACUUUCUCCAAUACCCUCUGAUAAAAUAGAUAGUAUAAAUAAAAUCCUGGGAACUGAUCCAUCCAUGCCUAAGGUUAUGGGCAAGCCAGUUAGUGAUCAGGUGGCCUCUAGACUAAAUUAUUACGCAACAAAUGGGAUGUCUAGCGAUGAAAAAGAAAAAAUAAGACUCGAGUGGCCAACACCUGAAAACUGCAGCUCUUUCAACUCACCUACCUUAAAUCCAGAGAUUUUAGCACUUCGUUCGCCUACCGAUCAGAAAAAAGAUUCCUUUAUGUGUCAUAUUCCAAAUGACAUAGCUGGAAGUUUAAGUGCUUUACCAUCAGUGCUAAGCAAACUGUUAGAUAUAGCAUACCUCCCUAAUGUUGUGUUAACUGACUCCAUAGAGAUUUUAAUACCGGAUAUCUUAAAAACAUCAGGCGCCCGUAGGAUCCAACCUAGACUGAGACUCCCCUUCUUUAGAGAGACCCCAGAGCUAUGUCUAUCUAGCACAUUGAUAGAAUAUUUAAGUAGAAGUCAGAACAUAAGAAAUAAUAUACGGGAGUUAUUUUUGACCAUUAAAAAACCGUACCAUCCAGCCUGGACUCAAACUCUUUCCAGGUGGUUAAAGAAAAUUCUAGGCCUGGCUGGAAUAAAUACUGGUACAUUCUCUGGGUACAGUACUAGGCAUGCAGCUGUUUCUGCAGCCUACAGAUCAGGUACUAACAUUGAAACUAUAAGAGCCACAGUAGGAUGGUCAGAACGGUCGAACGUGUUUUUUAAGUUUUAUAACAGGCCGUUAGAUAGCAGUUUUUUCAUAAAUAGCGUACUAGCUGGUACGGAAAACAAACAACUCAGGUCAUGCAGGGAUUAA
Messenger RNA from Acanthoscelides obtectus, 1138 nucleotides. The record is from the annotation of a GenBank genome assembly. NCBI's taxonomy places the organism in Eukaryota, Metazoa, Arthropoda, Insecta, Coleoptera, Chrysomelidae.